Messenger RNA from Nipponia nippon (crested ibis), 2658 nucleotides. The record is from RefSeq and is a predicted model, not a curated record. Lineage: Eukaryota; Metazoa; Chordata; Aves; Pelecaniformes; Threskiornithidae.
AUGAAGAGCAUGCUCCUUCUCCUCAUUUUGCUGAGAGUAGUGUCUGGAAGAAGAACCCAGUUGCUUAAGGGCUUACCUGCAACAAGCACCGUUGAAGAAAACUCAGCAGCUGGUGUUUCAGUUUAUACCUUUAAUGUAACUGUUUCUCCAUUGUCUUCUGACGGUGUUGCAAUACUUCCUGCCAUAGUAAAUUCAAAUCCACUUACAGAGGCUUUUGAUAUUGAAUCAAAAGGAGAUCUCGAAUACAGGGUUGUUACCACUGGAAACCCUGUCCUAGAUUAUGAAACUAUGCCAAAGAGCUUUGAUUUACAAAUUUUUGUUGAAGACACAGCUGGGAGAACGGACCUUAGCAUACUGACUGUCCAAGUAACAGAUCAAAAUGAACGUCCUGUAUUUCGAGGAAAUAUGGCAUUUCAAACUGUAAUGAUCUAUGUCUUGGAAGGAACACCUCGGGGACGCAUUUACCAAGUUGAUGCAGCUGAUCCUGAGAAUGCUAAACUCAAAUAUUCACUGCUCCCUGCACCAGUGCCAUUCUUAGUCUCUGAAAGCGGAGCCAUUUUUUCCACAAAGGAAUUUGAUUAUGAGAAAGAUCCACGCUGUUACUUUUUAAAUAUAACAGUGACAGAUCCAGACGGACUCAACUUGACGAAAACAGUGAAUAUAAAUAUAAUUAACAUCAAUGAUGAAAGACCUUACUUUACCACAAAACAAAGAAUCUACAGGAUUCCAGAGGAGCAAAGCCCGGGCACCGUUGUUGCCAAUAUAACAGCUAAAGAUCCUGAUGAUGAAGACUCUCCCAGCAGACUUUUCUACAGCAUCCAGUCUUCUGACAGAUAUUUCUCCAUAAAUCCAUCGACUGGAGUGCUGCAGGUGACCGGGAGAAUCAACCGAGAUGCCCUUCCACUGCAGCUCCAUCCUAACAUUUCAGUGAUAGUCCGGGUGGAGGACAGUCCCAGCGGCGGUCACGCCAGCGAAAUGGAGAUCACAAUCAUUAUUGACGAUAUCAAUGACAACCCACCAGAAUGCAAUCCUUCUACCUUCAGGAAAGAAGCGAAUGAAAAUACAACUACUGGGACAUUUCUUCUUGAUCUUAGAAAUUACUGUAAAGAUAUUGAUGUUGAUCCAUCAAACAAUCAAUUUCAUUUCACUGGAUUAUCUGGUUUUGGAAGCAAUAACUUUGCUCUGGAGUCCACUGUGUCUGGAAGACUUGUGAUGACUGAAGGUAUUGAUUUAGAAAACCCAGCUAAUCUAGGAGUUGAAGUUUAUUCUUUCACUGUCAGGGUGCAAGAUAUUGCCCGUCCUAACUACUCAAAUAUCAUCUACAUUUACAUCAGGAUAAAGCCAGUGAAUGAAUUUUCUCCAGUCUUCAGUAAUUUAUCAUAUGAAUUUAAUGUCCCAGAAAUUACUAAAGUUGGAUCCAGCAUUGGAAGAGUGGAUGCCAGCGACAAAGACUGGCCACCCAGUGUCAUCACUUAUUCCAUUGUAGCUGGAGGAGGCACCAGGGAUUACACAAAUAUCUUCUGGAUCAGCCCAACCAAAGGAGAUGUGAAGAUUUUAGCUAGAUUAGACUAUGAAACAGCUCAGAAACAUAUUCUCACAGUACAGGCCUCAGACCAAGAGAAGACUGCAACAGCAUCUGUAACUGUCAAUGUUUUGGAAGUAAAUGAUGAAGAACCAGUUUGUUCACCCAAUUUCUAUUCAUUUCAAAUCCCAGUCAGCUUAGCUGUUGGGACCAAUAUUAAUGGCUUCAGGAUUGAAUGUCAUGAUCGUGAUUCUGAUCCCAGGUCCUUCCGUUACUUCAUUAAUGAAGGCAAUGUGAACAAUCAUUUCACUUUUUCACCAAGUGCCGGCUCCAACACAUCUCGUCUGAUUCUUGCAUCGAGGUUCAACUAUGAGAGUGGACUUGAUACAAACUGGAUUUACAGACUGCGCGUCUAUAUAACAGAUGACAAUUUACUGUCUGCCAGGGACAAAGCUACACACCUAAUUAAAACUGGAACGGUGACUUUAAGCAUCAGAGUUAUCCCAAAUCCAACUACUGUUGUUCCCACAACACCUGGCUUCACUGUUGUGACGAAAAGGGAAAACCUCUACUCUGAAUCGGCGUGGUAUGUGCCGUUCGUCAUCACCCUCGGCAGUUUGUUGCUCCUCGGACUGCUGGGGUACCUGGGGUUCCUGCUGGUGACGUGGGUCCGCACUUGCUGCCCGCCGGCAGGCAAAGUAGAUGGCGCACAUCGGAUAAAUGCUCCAGAAAAGAACAAACAUAAGAAAGAAGUGGUUGUGACAAUGACAAAGCUAAACACCGUCUUUGAUGGAGAAGCCAGAGACCCAGUCACUGGCAAAAUGUACGAAUUCAAUACACGGUCAGGAGCCAGGAGGUGGAAAAAGAGCUGUGAGCCCCUUCAGCCGGCGCCAGCUGCGCAGGUAACAUCCAGUGCCACAGAGGAUGGUGCCCAAGGAACAGAUGGAGCAGAUGCACCAAGGAAAAAAGAGCCUUCAGAGAAGAGGAAAGAGCCAAUGGCGGAGACAAAACCAGCUGCCAAGCCCUGGGCAGGGCGAUCAGAAACACCAGAACAGGAUGGGCUGAGAUUACAAAAGCCGAAAGAGGAGUCUGAGGACAGGGGGUUGGCCUCACCAGCCCCCCAGGGCAGAUACUGA